AAUUAAACAUUUUGAUUAAGAACUCUAACAUCAAAAUAGAAUCAUCACCGUCAUCUUCAUUUUUAAGUGUAACAACAAAAAUAUAAAAUCAAUGUUGAAAAAACCUCAACGGAUGCUAAAUUAAACCCUUCUUCACACUUCACCUUCUCAAAACGUCGUCGUUUCACAAAAUCCCAAAUUAUCGAAAGCAUUUUUCUUCAAUGUCAGCCACCGGUGGCGCUGCCAUCGCCGGCGGAAGCCGCAAUCGUAAUAGACAUCUCGGCGAGAAUCGUUUCUAUAGUCCACCACCGCUUCGUAAACACAGAGAAAAACAAGAACAACAAAGGUCUUCGCUUUCUAGAACCUCAUCGGAAAAUAGACCCGGUUCUUCUUCCGAUUGCUCGAUUUCUUCACGUGCUACAUCUGAUAUUUCAAAUUUGGAUCGGUUUUUGGAGUAUAUUACGCCCCAUGUUCCUGCACAAUAUCUUCCUAAGACAAGUUCAAGGAGAUGGAAAACCAAGGAAGCUGAAUUAGUACCGUACUAUGUACUUGGAGAUUUGUGGGAAUCUUUUAAGGAAUGGAGUGCAUAUGGGGCGGGUGUUCCUUUGGUGAUGAAUGGCAAUGAAUCUGUGACACAGUAUUAUAAUGUUUCUUUGUCUGCCAUUCAGCUUUAUAUUGAUCCCACGAAACCUUCCACGCGGUUAAGGAAAUCUAGUCAAGAAAGUGACUCCGAGUCAACCAGAGAGACAAGCAGCGAUAGCAGCAGUGGCUAUUGUAAUGAAAGAGGACCAAAAACUAAUCACGGCAGUGGGAAUCAUCUUAAUGCAUUGGAUGCAUGCAAUCAUGCUGUGGAAAGGGUCUCAUUAAGUAAACCUUCAACGGGUUCACCGAGUGAAGAGACUGAGAGCUCCAACCCUCCUGGUCAGCUGAUAUUUCAAUACUUUGAGCAUGAGACACCUUAUAAUCGUGAACCAUUAGCAGAUAAGAUUUCUAGUCUUGCAAGUCAAUUUCCAGAGUUGAAGACUUACUGGAGUUGUGAUCUUUCACCUGCAAGUUGGGUUUCGCUGGCUUGGUAUCCAAUAUAUAGAAUACCUACCGGUCCAACACUGCAGAGUUUGAGUGCCUGCUUCCUGACUUUCCAUUCCCUGUCAACAGCUUUACAAAGUUCAAAUACUGACCCACUUAAUAUUCAUUAUUCAAGAGGUAGGGACAUAUCAUCCAAGCUAUCGUUACCAAUCUUUGGGCUUGCCCAUCACAAGUUCAAAAUUUCUAUCUGGGAUCCAGAUGGAGUUUCUGAAUCUCAGAAAGCCAAUUCUCUAGCACGAGCUGCUGAAAAUUGGCUUAGGCUAUUGCAAGUAAAUCAUCCUGAUUACAAUUUCUUUACGACCCAUCCUAUAUAUUCGAGAUAGCAGAGCUUUCCCUCAACAGAAGCAGCCCAAUUCUCAAACUGCGGCAUGUAUUCCUUCCCGGUAUCACUUCUGUUGUUCAUUAAGUGAACUGUUAUUUUUCCAUGUCUUCAAUUAUAAACACCACGAUCGCUUGUGUCUUCGUAAUAUAAGCAAGCGGGGUUGCUUAACUAGGGGAUUCCGGGGAGAAGGAAAGUUAUUGAAAAUUACAAACAUUUAAUAUUUAUAUUGACCCGCUUCUGAUAUCACAGAAUGCAAAAGCCCUUGACCAAGAUUUUCUGCUUCUUUUAUGUCACUUACCCGAGGAUGAUGUCGAAAAUAUCCAACUGAUACAUAUUUCACCUGAUACUGCUUGUCUAGUACAGUAGCUACUUUAUACCUGAUACACACCCUUUUGGUGAGAUGAGAUGUAAUUGUCUUAAAAGAUUUACUACCCACUUACUUAACUGAUUUGGAAAUGUUUGCCAUUAUUAUAACAUAAGCCAACAUUUUUUUUUAUGGAAUCUUGACUUUGUGAUU
Messenger RNA from Medicago truncatula (barrel medic), 1904 nucleotides. RefSeq lists its product as uncharacterized. The record is from RefSeq and is a predicted model, not a curated record. Bases 201 to 1388 code for a protein of 395 amino acids. The transcript is spliced from 6 exons. Lineage: Eukaryota; Viridiplantae; Streptophyta; Magnoliopsida; Fabales; Fabaceae.